AUGAAUCGCAUGCCGCCGCGAUCUCUGUCACUGUCACAGUCAGAUGACAUCAGCCGUAAGCCCGGGCAGGUGCCGCCGGUGGUGGCGGUCGACAAGGAUAAGAACAGCCAGCAGGCGAUGAAAUGGGCAGUCGACCACCUCCUCAUCAACACCAACUCCAUAAUCCUCGUCCAUGUCAGGACCCAGCCAGAUCUCCUUAAUAGUGGUUUAUCUGUGACCGAAGCCAAUCAAGAAAUGAGCAAAGAGCAAGUGGAAGCUGAGCUUACACAACUCUUUGUUCCAUAUCGUGGAUUCUGUGCUCGUAAAGGGUUGCAGCUGACGGAGGUGAUUUUGGAAGAUUUUGAUGUCUCGAAAGCCAUCAUCGACUACAUCACCUCAAACAACAUCCAGAAUGUCGUAGUUGGUGCUUCAAGCAGGAAUGCACUCAGGAAAUUCAUGAAUCCUGAUGUCCCAACAUGCUUGACAAAAGGUGCGCCAGAGUUUUGUGGAGUGUAUGUCAUAUACAAGGGGAAGCCAUUGACGAUCCGGACAGCAAAAGUACCUGCUCCUGUUAACAUUUUUCCCCCAAAGCAACAAAUGGCUCUGGAUAGUCCAUAUCGACAAGCUGAACACUUUGAUCAUUCCAUUAGGUCAGCCACAGAAAAUGCAGUAAUCACUAAAUACAGGAACUCUGAAAGGCCUCCUGAUUACAUGCGGGGUAAUAAGCCCCUCCCCACACCUAGGAUGACAUCAAAUGAUGCAUAUAUUGACAUCCUUGACUCCUCUGUCAGAUCAUCAAGGACCAACUAUCAUGACUCAUACACGGGUAAUAUUGAUUUCCCAGCAAGCACGAGCUUCCGAUCUGACCUCAGUGAUGCAUUUGAGUUGGGAUAUACAGAAAGCCCUCGAGGUUUCCUGCCUCCAGCAAUUAGCUCGAUGAGAGAGGCUGAGGCUGAAAUGAGAAGGCUAAGACUCGAGCUAAAGCAGACAGCAGAAAUGUACAAUGCAGCUUGCAAGGAAGCAAUUAUGGCCAAAGAGAAGGCUAGAGAGUUGCAAAAGUUGAAGAUCGAAGAAGCCCGGAGAAUUGAGGAAUUAAGACAAUCUGAAGAGGCAGCCCUUGUGCUCGUCGAAUUAGAAAAGGCAAAGUGCAAGGCUGCAAUGGAAGCUGCUGAAGCAGCACAAAAAAUUGCAGAACUUGAGGCCAGGAGAAGAUACAAUGCAGAGUUGAAAGCCAGACGAGAGGCAAAGGAGAGGAAGAAAGCAACGGAAUCUGUGUUACGUUCUGAAAUUCAUUACAGGAAGUACAGCAUUGAUGAGAUAGAAGUCGCUACAAACUUCUUCUCAUCGGCACUGAAGGUUGGGGAAGGUGGAUAUGGGCCUGUCUUUCGAGCUACACUGGAUCACACACAAGUUGCCAUUAAAGUUUUACGACCAGAUGCAUCACAAGGGAGAAAGCAAUUCCAGCAAGAGGUCGAGAUUCUGAGCUGCAUCAGGCAUCCCAACAUGGUAUUGCUUCUUGGUGCCUGCCCAGAGUAUGGCUGCUUGGUAUAUGAGUACAUGGACUACGGAAGCUUGGAGGACAGGCUCCUCAGACGAGGAAAUACUCCCCCAAUACCAUGGGCUACACGAUUCAAAAUUGCUGCCGAGAUAGCUACAGCAUUACUCUUCCUUCAUCAGACUAAGCCAGAACCAUUGGUUCACCGAGAUCUUAAGCCAGCCAACAUCCUCCUGGACCACAAUUAUGUAAGCAAGAUCAGCGAUGUUGGCCUAGCAAGACUGGUGCCAGCAUCAGUAGCCGACAGUGUCACACAGUACAGGAUAACAUCAACUGCUGGAACACUAUGUUAUAUUGACCCUGAAUACCAACAGACGGGUAUGCUUGGUGUAAAAUCUGAUAUAUACUCCCUAGGAAUAAUGCUGCUCCAAAUUAUUACAGCAAAACCUCCAAUGAGCCUCACGCAUCAUGUAGAGAGGUCCAUCGAAAAAGGAAAUUUUGCAGACAUGCUGGACCCAGCUAUUGAGGACUGGCCAGUGGAAGAGACUCUUGCAUUUGCUAAGCUCGCUUUGAAGUGUGCUGAGCUGAGGAGAAAGGACCGACCUGAUUUAGGGAAGGUUGUGUUACCAGAGCUCAGCCGACUGAGAAGCAUCGGUCAAGAUUACAAAGCAUCUCGCAGCAACAACAGCAGACAUCUUGGUGCUGCACCCAAAACAUUUGACAGUAUAUCUAAGGGAGCAAUGUCGCUCAUCCAUCAGGAACAGAUAAGUGAUUCAAAUGUCAGUGAGUCAUGGACCUAUUCUACUGAUGGCUAAGGAGAAAGCUUAGUGAUUCUUUAGUGUCCAGAUAAGGAGGGAGCUGAAUUAGUAGACAAAUAUGCAAAUAGAUAUGGCCUGUCGUACAUGAAAAAAAAGGAAAUGAUGAUCAUUUAUGCUCCAUGUGGACAUAAAUUUGACUCCUUAUCUGGUGAACAUUGGAACCUCUUACUGCUCAAAUGUCAUUUAGAAUAAUCAAAUUUAUCAUUGAUAUGGAUGUACCUUCCUUUCUAUAAUUUGAUUCUAAAGGUCGCACA
This is a messenger RNA of Musa acuminata AAA Group (dessert banana), 2546 nucleotides long. Its product is annotated as U-box domain-containing protein 52-like. NCBI's taxonomy places the organism in Eukaryota, Viridiplantae, Streptophyta, Magnoliopsida, Zingiberales, Musaceae. Gene Ontology annotation, biological process: protein phosphorylation. The record is from RefSeq and is a predicted model, not a curated record. The transcript has 9 exons. The coding region runs from base 1 to 2289 and encodes 762 amino acids. Gene Ontology annotation, molecular function: protein kinase activity; ATP binding.